This is a messenger RNA of Arctia plantaginis, 354 nucleotides long. NCBI's taxonomy places the organism in Eukaryota, Metazoa, Arthropoda, Insecta, Lepidoptera, Erebidae. The record is from the annotation of a GenBank genome assembly.
AUGACUAUUUUUGAUGUUAGUGUACAUAACGGAUUAAAAAGGAAAACCAUCACAUUAAAUAAUCGAGUACCACUAUUUUUCGGUCGCCGUAAAUGUACUUGCGGGAAACAAGCUGCUUGCUGCGGCAGCUCUGACUCCGAGAGCGACAUCGGGCCGAUAGAACCUCAGGAAAUUAAAAAUGAUGAUAACUCAUCUGGAGUGAAACUUAUGGACGUUGUAAAUGAAGUUACAGCGGUUGUGGCAGAUGAAGACCUUAGUAUCGUAGACGAACCAGAGGCUGUUGAAGAAAUUUUUCAAGACAGUAAUGUAAAUGGUAGUGAGUCUGGUGAUGCGGGUGAUGCUAGCGAAGAAUAA